AUGUCCCUACUCGUACAUAAAAACUUGUCGUUGCCAGUUGAUACCUUGCGCUUUUCUGAGUACUGGAAACGAUCCAAGUUCAUCAGCUGCAUUAAUAUGACGAUCGAACGGAACGCAAGCAACCCAUAUCUUCCGAAGGAUAAGACAAUACAAUCGAUGUCAUUGUUGAUGCGCCAUUUGGUCUCAUUUGAUAUCUACCCAUUCCUCAAUUUUGGCACACUUUUGGUGGCUCAUUCUCGCAAUAGUAUUUCUACGAAGAGUCUCACGCCUAGCAAAGAUUUCGUGAUUACAGGAUGGUUUCGUGAGUGUGAUAUUAUACCACACACAAAGGAUAUUGAUUUCGCUGCAUUUGUGGAAGAAUAUAAACCAGAACUUCUCAAACACCUACAGAGUAACGAGGCAAAAUUUUAUCUCAAACGAAAGCUUGGAAAGGUGAAUGACUCUUACGAGCUCACUCUUUUGCCAUUAAACAGUAACCGACCUAUGAUGGAUCUAUUUUGGUUGUACAGCGCAGCAAAUGAAUCAUGGGUGGGAGGAACUUCUUCUGAUGGAACCAAGUACAAAUACACUUAUCCUAGAAUUACUGAUAUAUGUGCCGCAGACUUGCUCGGUCAUAUCUUUUGGGUGCCCUGUGAUCCAGAGUUAAUCGUCAAGACAGACUAUGGACCCCAGUGGUACAAAGAUUGGCCAUCAAGUAACUUUUCUUGGUACUCAUCUCAAUACAAUGUGAAGAAAAACGGGAAAUGGACAUCCCAGGAAAUGAAAGAAGUGUAUAAAGUCUAUUAA
Molecule: messenger RNA, 786 nt
Organism: Strongylus vulgaris
Lineage: Eukaryota; Metazoa; Nematoda; Chromadorea; Rhabditida; Strongylidae
Source: the annotation of a GenBank genome assembly